AUGAAUGACUGCUUUACAGAGCUCAACGAUCUGGAAGGGUUGACAUUGUCAAUCAACGCCCAAACAAUCCAAAAAACCACCAAGAAUUCCUCGAAGAAGAAACAAUGCAUCAUUUUCCAACUAUGGUCUGCCACCGCCUCCACCUCGACCCCUGUAUUCACCUCCUACAACCACAUAUCCUUACAAUCCGUACAGGGAUGGGGCUCACCUCCUCAAAAUGAUUGGAACAGAGGUCGUUGGAAUGGUGAGCCAGACAGCCCAUUCGUCAGAUCUGCUGAAGCUAGCGUUAAAGAUGCUUUUGCUUCAAUUGAAUCUAUCGUGACAGCAUUUACAUCUGUAGCCCAAAUGUUGGAGGCCACAUACAAUUCUGUGCACUCUUCCUUCAGAGCAGUCUUAUCAGUGGCUGAUCACUUCAGUAAAUUAAGACAGCAAUUAGUCAAGAUUCUCAGAAGUUUCAUGAUGCUUGGAAUUGGACAGAGGGUAUUUCAGAGGCUAUGGAACUCUCUAACCACCUCCCCUCAUGAAGCAGUGCAGAAUGUUCAGAGUGUAGCCUGGGACCUUGCCGACCCUGCAGGCCCCCAGGACCUGUGGCCUUUUGUAACCUUCCUGUUGGUGGCCUGCGCUGGACCUUACUUCAUCUACAAGAUGUUUCCUGCUGUAAAGGAAGACGACGAGAUAGAAUAUGGUGACACUGAAAAUGAGACUGCGACUGUUGUCUAUCCUUAUAGAGCUUUGAAUCCUGACGAGAUCAGUGUCCCAGCUGCUGCUGAAGUGAUCGUAGCUCCAGCUCACUUACAACCUGCUAUACAAGGCUGGACUCUAGUCAGUUAUCAGAGUGCUAUUGGUCUGAUCCCUUCCUCAUACAUCGAGCUCAACACUUGAGGUGUCUCUGGUGUUUAUAAUCAGUGUUUAUAAGCAUAUGUGUUUAUAAACAAACUUGAGAAUUGAGUCGCAUCAAAAGAUUAUUAUUCUCUUGAGU
Messenger RNA from Bolinopsis microptera, 979 nucleotides. RefSeq names its product peroxisomal membrane protein PEX13-like. The transcript has 7 exons. Gene Ontology annotation, biological process: protein import into peroxisome matrix, docking. The record is from RefSeq and is a predicted model, not a curated record. Lineage: Eukaryota; Metazoa; Ctenophora; Tentaculata; Lobata; Bolinopsidae. Gene Ontology annotation, cellular component: peroxisomal importomer complex; peroxisomal membrane; peroxisome. Bases 1 to 882 code for a protein of 293 amino acids. Gene Ontology annotation, molecular function: protein binding.